This is a messenger RNA of Parnassius mnemosyne (clouded apollo), 879 nucleotides long. NCBI's taxonomy places the organism in Eukaryota, Metazoa, Arthropoda, Insecta, Lepidoptera, Papilionidae. The record is from the annotation of a GenBank genome assembly.
AUGGCGGACAUUAGAUUAUGGAGCAAAGAUCUUAUUACAGAGUUCUUAGCAAUAUACAAGUCUCAUGCAUGCCUAUGGAAAAUUAAAUCCGAUGAGUAUAAAAAUAGAAAUUUAAAGGAAAGUUCUUACGAAAAAUUAGUAAAGUUUUGCAAGGAUAAUGGAAUGCCACAAGCCAACAGAGAUUUUGUUGUAAAAAAAAUUCAAAGCUUGAAAGGGUCGUUUCGAAAAGAACUUAACAAAGUGUUGGAUAGUCAGCGUAGCGGAAAAGGUACAGAUGACAUAUAUAAACCAAACUUGUGGUAUUACGAUCUUUUAUUAUUUACCAAAGACCAAGAAACACCUACAGAUAGUUUUACAAAUAUAGAUGAACAAACCGAAGUAGUCACUAAAGAAAUUGAAAACAAUUCUACAAACAAUAAAGAUCGGCUAAACGCUACCAAAAAUGUCAAAGAGCAGCAAAAAAAUCACACAAAUGGGGAAGAACAAUCAGUACACAGCGAGAAAAAUGAGAUACAAAAUAAAAACUCUGAUCACACACCAGUAAGGAAGAGAAAAGUGGCAAGUAGUUUUCAGGCAGAAUUAUUAAAAGUUUGUGCUAAUACAAUGAAAGCUAAUUCCAAAGAGUUAACAGAGUUUGAUGCUGUUGGAAUUAAUAUAGCCAAAAAAAUGGCUAAAAUGGAUCCUUUACAAGCCAUUUAUGCAGAAUCUAUAAUAAACAAUGUGCUACUCAGAGGAUUACUGAAAAAAUUGACAGAAGAGACUAAUCUGUGCAACGGCUGUUACAGACGUGUUGAGACUCCAUCUUCUAUUCAUACGUAUGUAACAAGUUUAUAUAAUGAUGAUGAGGCACACGUAUUUCCAAAUUCAGAAGCACAGUAG